Psylliodes chrysocephalus is the source of this 2150-nucleotide messenger RNA. The record is from the annotation of a GenBank genome assembly. Lineage: Eukaryota; Metazoa; Arthropoda; Insecta; Coleoptera; Chrysomelidae.
AUUUUAUUUUCUCUUUCAAUGGAUGUUCUCCAAUUAAUUCUUUUGUAUACGGUAGAUAGGUAUUGCGUUUAAGAAAAAGCUAACCAUCGUACCGAGAAGCAAGAAGUAGGUAUGUUAGAGAGGCAUCGUCAGAAGAGAGUUCACGGUCGUUUGGUACCAAGAAGUGUGGGUUCUUAGUUUGCAACAAUUUUACCUGUAUAUAAUUUUGAUGGUAUAGUUUAAUUUAUUACGAGAAGCAUGGUAUGUGGAGCUAUAAGAAGAUGUAAAAAAAUAUUUCUCAUUUUAGUCUUUAUUACAACGAUUGUGAUUUUACUAUUUUUAAGAGUAUCCUAUUCCAAAAAGGGUUAUGAAACGAAUUCGAAAUCUAGUCUAAGAAAAAAAUUCAAGAGUGAUUACGUCGAUAAAAACGGCAUAAGCGUCAUUGUGGGCCAUUACGUUGGAAAUCUUGGUUACGAUAAAUCGAAAUUAUCCAACGAUACUUUAAACUUCAAUAAUUUCUCUCCCGAUCCCAAUGCCGGGAAAAAUGGACAACCGGUUGUUAUACCACCCAAAGAUUUCAUAAAAAUGCAGCAGCUGUACCAAAUAAACCAAUUUAAUUUAGUAGCCAGUGAUAAAAUACCCUUGAAUAGAAGUUUGCCCGAUUACAGACGAAAAAUGUGUACUUCAUUAUUUAAAGAUUAUGUUGAAUACCCGAAGACUAGCAUCAUAAUCGUUUUUCAUAAUGAAGCUUGGUCUACAUUAUUAAGAACAGUAUGGAGUGUUAUAAAUAGGUCACCCAAAGAAUUAAUAGAAGAAAUAAUAUUAGUGGAUGACGCAAGUGAGAGAGAUUUUCUGAAGAAACCUUUGGAAGAUUACAUCAGAAGCCUGCCCGUAAACGUGUUAAUAAUAAGAAGCAGCGUUAGAAUAGGGUUGAUCAAAGCCAGAUUAAAGGGUGCCGCACUGGCCAAGGGAGAAGUGCUUACUUUUUUAGACGCGCACUGCGAAUGUACGAUCGGUUGGUUAGAACCGCUUCUAUCUGUGAUAAAUAAUGAUAAGAGAACUGUAAUUUGUCCUACCAUAGAUAUUAUCAAUGACGAUACUUUCGCGUACGUCAAAAGUUUCGAACUCCAUUGGGGAGCUUUCAAUUGGAAUCUUCAAUUCAGGUGGUAUACUUUAGGAGAAAGCGAAAUAAAAUUAAGAAAACGAAACAUCACUCAACCAUUUCAUUCGCCGGUAAUGGCCGGCGGAUUAUUCGCCAUAGACAAACGUUUUUUCUUUGAAAUGGGUUCCUACGAUGAGGAUAUGCUAAUUUGGGGCGGAGAAAAUCUAGAAAUGUCCUUCAGAAUAUGGCAAUGCGGCGGAAAAAUUAAAAUAUCGCCGUGUUCGCGUGUAGGUCAUAUUUUUAGAAAAUCGUCGCCUUACGGGUUUCCAGGAGGAUUGGAUAGGACGUUAUUUUCGAAUUUGGCUAGAGUUGCGUUGGUAUGGCUCGACGAUUGGGCAGCUUUCUUUUUCAAAUUUAAUGAACAACCUAGGUUGGUAAAAUCACGACAGAAUGUCACUCGACGGUUGGAGUUGAAGAAAAAAUUACGUUGCAAAAAUUUCGCUUGGUAUUUGGAAAACGUAUGGCCGCAACAUUUUUUUCCAACAGAAGACAGAUUUUUUGGACGAAUAAGGAAUCUUGGGAAAAAUAUGUGUUUAUUAAAACCUGAUCGAAAAAAUCUUUCUAAUCAACCGGUAGGAACUGCCAGAAUAAAUGUAUGUCUAGGCGAUGCUGUAGAAAUUCAGAUGUUCGUUAUGACUAACGAUGGAUUUAUUAUGACAGAUGAUUCGUUAUGCUUAGAUGCCCAAAAUAGAAAUACCACGUACCAUUCAGGCGUCCGAAUACUACCAUGCUAUAAGUUUCCAAGGCAGAAAUGGGAAUAUGAUCAAAAGAAACAAGAAAUUCGUCACGUCAGCAACAACAAGUGUUUGGAUGUAAAAAGGAAAACCAAUACAGCAACUGAAUUGGUAUUGGCAGAAUGCAAUGGAAGCCGAUAUCAAAAAUGGAAACUUGAAUCUGUACCAUGGAGAUAAUAGCAUGUACAUACAGGGUGGGCCAACGAAAACUUUACACCCCAAUUUACCUGCUUUAAAAUGAAAAUCGGAAAAAAGUUCGAACCCGUUGAUUUUUG